CAUUACACCGAGUGGCCGGUUUUUCCCUGCUAUUUGUUUGUUAUGCGCUUUUGUCCAGCUGACCGAUGUUUUAUUCAGGUUUUUGUUGCACUACUUUAUGUCGGUAAGUGUGAAGCAAGGGAGGUGCUAUCAGCGGUGCUCCUUCCUUGUCCCCAAGCAGAUGCCACUCUAUCUUUUUUGAGGAGCCUCAUAUCUGUCCCUGCUCACAUGAAUGCAGGCCAGCCAGGUGGACUGAUGGAAAACAGUAAUUGUUCCACAACUCUUGACAAGUCGGCCAGCAUCACUGUGGUAGAUCCUUUCAAGACCCCCAAGAGGAAGUGGCGGACACAGUCCAAGUGUGCAAAGAUGGAGUCUUCUCUAUCCCAGCUCUCCAGUUACCAGAAAAUACAGGGCUCCCAGUUCUCUGAUACUACACAGUCCUCAGGAUUGUGUCCUGUGAAUGGAAAUACCUGCUCAAAUCAGCCUGAGUUACUGAAACAUACUGAACAAUCAGUGGCAAAAUGCAUGCAGCCCAGGGUGUGUCUGACAGACAUUUUGAAGACAAAGUUGGGACAAGACUAUCUGAACAGAUGGAGCCAUAGCCAACACAAAGAGAUGCUGCUGGGCAAGCUUGGAGGUUCUUCUGUAUUCAGCAAGAGUGGAAAUUCACGAGCAAACAGCAAGUGGGGAGUUUUAUUGUCUAGUGAGCAAAGUGAUUUUGUGACAGCAAGCAACGGUAAAGGUUCCCCAGUACACAGCGAGUGUGGAGAUUUACCAACCUAUGGGACAAGUGAGGGCUUGCAUGCACAGAACAGACAUACAGAUCCAUUGACAUACUGCAAACGUAGAGGAAUGAUGUCACACAGUCAGAGCACCCAGCUGCACAGCAGGAGGACAGAGGCACAGUCCCAGAGCAAAGGACUAGGCUUCCAGAAUUCAUCAUUGACUUCACCAUGCUCUGUUGAAGAUUCUGUUCUCUCACCUGUAGAGUCUGCUCUGUCUGACAGGUCAUGCCAUAAAACACUUUCUUAUACCUUAUGCCAGGAGGAGAAUCUGUCUCCCAGUUCUGUCUCCUCCAAGAUGAGAAGCUGCUCUGUGUUGUUGAGAGGACACUGGAGUGCUACUUUGCAGAGGUCACCAACACAAAUAAUCUCUAAUAAUGGGUUUCCAUUGAAUCUGGGGAAGAAUGGGCAAGCAAUACACUCUUUGGAAAAUGAGGAUGGCACUUCGAUAAAGGCUUCAGAAAAAGUUGGGGCUUUGUUUGAAAGCCUCAAAUGUUCAAAUUACUCUUCAGGCUCUGAGGAUCCUUCCAUUGAAGUCACACAGAAGGUGAGGAUGUCGAAUAGUGACCUAGAUUCCUGGAUGAAGGGGCAGUUGGAACUCGGUGCAGGGACCCCAGGUACUCCUGGAGUGUCGAGAAAGAGUGUCCUGAGGCUCACAACGGAAACCUCGUGCUUAGCUUCCAAAAGUAUCCACCCGGAAAGCUCAUGCAAAGAACCUGCUGAUGCUCUGCUGCUGGAAGAGGAAUCAUCAGAUGUGUGUCCAGAAACCCAAGCUUAUGCUGUAGAACAGAAAUGUUUUGUUAAUGACAAACCCAAGAAAAGAGAGAAAGGAGUCCUUUCAGAAUCACAGCCCUAUCACAGUCCCCUUAAGAAGCCAAAGCUGAGUCCUCCAGAACCUAUUGUGCUCUCCAGCGAUGAGGAGGUGGAAGAAGAUGCUGAAGGAGUCGUUAAUGUAGCACCCAUUCAAAGUCCCAGCCAGUCCGCUCUGCAGCUGACCACUGAGCCCCAGGAUAGCACCAGUGAGCAGGACCCCCUAGAAGAGCUCUCUCUACAGGAUGAGACAGACAAACCAGUGGGGCAUGAGAUCUCACAGGCACCUUUGGUCUUCCAGUUUCCGUUCUCUGCAUUGCAUGUGGGCAGGGUGAGAGUGGAGCCUAACGGGAACAUCAUGAUAACUGCUCAUGGCAUCACCAUUCCAUUGAAAGACCCUUCUGGGAAGGUGGAGGUCUCCCUGGCACUGGUGCCCUCGCAAAUACUCCGGUAUGGUGUCUGGUCAUGUGAUGUACUGGAGCUGAACCGAGAGAAGCCCCCUUCCAUAUUCUUCUUCCUGUGGAUGAGGGAUGAUGCAGCAAAGGUACUCUGUAUGGAGUUGUCCCCCAUACAUCCUCCAGAGGUGCUAGGACCGGUCAGUCCCUUUGUACUGCUGGCUCUGAAUGAGCCACUGGACAGUGCUCAGGAAGGGCUCCUGGGCACGCACAUGAAGGUGUUGAGUUUAAACAGUGAUAAUCCAGACCUUAUGGUUUCCUUCACCUGGGCACAAGGCCUGGCUCUGAUUCGCAAGUCUGGGGAUGCAUACCUGCUCUCUGUUCUUGGGCAGGACCUUUCCCCUUUCCCAGACCAGCAGAAAGGGCAGGAUGAGCAGGAGCAGCAUCCUCAAGAUGAGGAAGUGUCACAUUUUGUCCCCUUGCAGAAAGAGCGCCCAGCCAGACAGAGACCAAGCUACACGUUGUGUUGUCGCAGGAACAGGGAUUUAUAUGCUGUAUCUGUUGGCCUAAACCCUGGUUCUCCAUGGAGCCGUUACAAGCACCAAGGCACAGCUCGCAGGUUUAUCCUGUUCCCCCCACCUCCUGCCAAAGGGGGCAUCUCCGUGACUACUGAGGACCUGGAGUGUCUGGAUACAGGGAAGUUCCUGAAUGAUGUCAUCAUCGACUUUUAUUUCAAAUACCUGAUUCUGGAGAGAGCUCCGAAAGAAAUUGCUGAGAGAUCACACGUUUUUAGCAGUUUCUUUUACAAACGACUCAAUUGGAAGGACAGUGUUAGCAAGGGGGUGGCCAGCUACCCAACCCAGCACAGACGACAUCAGAGAGUGAAAACAUGGACUCGGAAUGUAGACAUCUUCAGAAAGGAUUACCUUUUCAUACCUGUCAAUCAGGAGGCUCACUGGUACCUAGUGGUCAUCUGCUUCCCUGGGCUGGAAAAGCCCCAGUUGAUGCAGUGGAUUGACCCAGCUGUGUUGAAGAUGAGUGCUGUGGAGAGCGGCUUUGAAUCUCAGGCCUCAGAUGGCCUAUCGCCGAUUGGCAUUACCUGUGAGGAAGAUGGCCAAGAGAGACUGGCAGGUGGAAUGGAGGGAGGCAGGGAAACAUCAGCACACUGCUUGCAGGCACCGGAGUGUACAAAACUUGGCUGUCAAAGGGACACUGUCUGUAGAAGACCUUGUAUUCUUAUUAUGGAUUCUCUGAAGUUGUCUGCUCAUGAGCGUGUCUUCAAACUGUUAAGGGAGUACCUUGAGGUUGAAUGGGAGGUGCGAAGAGGGACCCCACGAGACUUCACACCCGAAACGAUGAGUGGCUCCCACUGCAAUGUCCCCCUGCAAGAUAACAGCAGUGAUUGUGGACUCUACCUGCUGCAGUAUGCAGAAAGCUUCCUGGAGAACCCAGUAGUGCAUUUUGACCUUCCCUUGCACCUGGAAGACUGGUUUCCACAGCAAACGGUGCGGAGGAAGCGGGAGGAGAUCAGGGACUUGAUUCUCUCGUUGUACUCGAAACAGCUGCUCGGUGGUGGUACCUGGAAGUCAUAACAAAAACUGAAGUCAGGGUCAAGGACUGCAGAUGAUCCCCUCUCCUUCCUGAGCUUGGAACUGAACAAUUCCUCGCUUUAAGAUAGUACAGACACGUGUUUUUUUUUU
Scleropages formosus (Asian bonytongue) is the source of this 3666-nucleotide messenger RNA. Its product is annotated as sentrin-specific protease 7-like. The coding region runs from base 43 to 3558 and encodes 1171 amino acids. Gene Ontology annotation, cellular component: cytoplasm; nucleus. NCBI's taxonomy places the organism in Eukaryota, Metazoa, Chordata, Actinopteri, Osteoglossiformes, Osteoglossidae. The transcript has 24 exons. Gene Ontology annotation, biological process: protein desumoylation; proteolysis. The record is from RefSeq and is a predicted model, not a curated record. Gene Ontology annotation, molecular function: SUMO-specific endopeptidase activity.